This is a messenger RNA of Osmerus eperlanus (European smelt), 7819 nucleotides long. It is a transcript of the gene myo5aa, whose product is annotated as myosin VAa. Gene Ontology annotation, biological process: vesicle transport along actin filament; actin filament organization. Gene Ontology annotation, cellular component: cytoplasm; myosin complex; vesicle. Bases 160 to 5832 code for a protein of 1890 amino acids. Lineage: Eukaryota; Metazoa; Chordata; Actinopteri; Osmeriformes; Osmeridae. Gene Ontology annotation, molecular function: actin filament binding; microfilament motor activity; ATP binding. The record is from RefSeq and is a predicted model, not a curated record. The transcript has 42 exons.
UCCAAAAUAUUGAGCUUUUCAGGUAUGAUGCCGAUAGGGGCUUCGCACUGAGGACUAACGUUGUCUGAAACGAUUUUAUAUCCUGCAUGUAAGCACAACUUUCAUGCUUCGUAGUGUCCUGAUAUUCUAGUCGAGAUUUCAGAGGACACAACGACCAUCAUGGCAGCGUCGGAGCUGUACACAAAGUUUGCUCGGGUGUGGGUACCCGACGCAGAGGAGGUGUGGAAGUCCGCUGAGCUGACAAAGGACUACAACAAUGGCGACAGCUCCCUGCAGCUCAUGCUGGAGGAUGGAACGAAUAUUGAGCACAAGUUGGACCCCAAGACUAAGAACCUCCCCCACCUGCGGAACCCUGACAUCCUGGUGGGGGAGAAUGACCUGACGGCGCUCAGCUACCUCCACGAACCGGCUGUGCUGCAUAACCUCAAAGUCCGCUUCAUAGACUCUAAACUCAUCUACACCUACUGUGGGAUCGUGCUGGUGGCUAUCAACCCUUAUGAGAGCCUGCCCAUCUACGGCUCUGACAUCAUCAACGCUUACAGCGGACAGAACAUGGGAGAUAUGGACCCACACAUCUUCGCUGUGGCAGAGGAGGCCUACAAACAGAUGGCCAGGGAUGAGAGGAAUCAGUCCAUCAUCGUGAGCGGCGAGUCGGGGGCGGGGAAGACUGUGUCGGCCAAGUAUGCCAUGAGGUACUUUGCUACCGUCAGCGGUUCAGCCAGCGAGACCAACGUGGAGGAGAAGGUGCUGGCCUCCAACCCCAUCAUGGAGGCGAUAGGGAACGCCAAGACUACCAGGAACGACAACAGCAGUCGUUUUGGGAAGUACAUCGAGAUUGGCUUCGACAAACGCUAUCGCAUAAUCGGAGCCAACAUGAGGACGUAUCUGCUGGAGAAGUCUCGAGUGGUGUUUCAGGCGGACGAGGAGAGGAACUAUCACAUCUUCUACCAGCUGUGUGCAUCGGCCCACCUGCCAGAGCUAAAGGCGUUAAAACUCAGCAGUGCGGAUGACUUCCUGUUCACCAAGCAAGGACGCAACCCUGUCAUCGACGGAGUGGACGAUGCCAAGGAGUUGAGCACCACCCGCCAUGCCUUUACACUGCUAGGCAUUAAUGAGUCCUACCAGAUGGGGCUGUUCCAGGUGCUGGCAGCCAUCUUGCAUCUGGGCAACGUGGAGGUGAAGGACCGAGACUCUGACAGCAGCGUCAUACCUCCCAGUAACCAACACCUGACGGCUUUCUGUGAUCUGGUGGGCGUGACCUACCAAGACAUGUCCCAUUGGCUGUGCCACAAGAAGCUGAAGACGGCCACGGAGACGUACAUCAAGCCCAUACCCCGUCUGCAGGCCACCAACGCCCGCGACGCCCUGGCCAAGCACAUCUACGCCAAGCUCUUUAACUGGAUAGUAGAGCAUGUCAAUAAGUCCCUGCACGCCACCCAGAAGCAACACUCCUUCAUAGGGGUUCUGGACAUCUACGGUUUCGAGACGUUUGAGAUCAACAGCUUUGAGCAGUUUUGUAUUAACUAUGCCAAUGAGAAGCUCCAGCAGCAGUUUAACAUGCAUGUGUUUAAGCUGGAGCAGGAGGAGUACAUGAGGGAGCAGAUUCCCUGGACUCUGAUCGACUUCUAUGAUAACCAGCCGUGCAUCAACCUCAUCGAGUCCAGGAUGGGGAUCCUAGACCUGCUGGAUGAGGAGUGCAAGAUGCCCAAGGGUUCUGACGACUCGUGGGCCCAGAAGCUGUACAACACUCACCUGAAGACCUGCAGCCUGUUUGAGAAGCCCCGAAUGUCCAACAAGGCCUUCAUCAUCCAGCACUUUGCUGACAAGGUGGAGUACCAGUGUGAUGGCUUCCUGGCGAAGAACAAAGACACAGUGAACGAGGAGCAGAUCAACGUUUUAAAGGCCAGCAAGUUUGACCUCCUGAUUGAGCUGUUCCGGGGAGAGGAGAAAGCCACCAGUCCCUCGGGGGCUGUCCCCGGUGGUCGCACGCGCCUCAGCAUCAAACCCGAAAAGACCCGGGCUGCACAUUCCAGCAAGGAGCACAAGAAGACCGUGGGCUGCCAGUUCCGGAACUCUCUACAGCUUUUGAUGGAGACUCUGAAUGCCACCACUCCUCACUACGUUCGCUGCAUCAAACCCAACGACCUCAAGUUCCCCUUCACAUUUGACCCCAAACGAGCGGUUCAGCAACUCCGAGCCUGCGGAGUAUUGGAGACCAUCCGCAUUUCCGCUGCAGGAUUCCCCUCCAGAUGGACCUAUCAGGAGUUCUUCAGUCGUUACCGGGUGCUGAUGAAGCAGAAAGACGUUCUCGCAGACAGGAAGAUGACCUGCAGGAACGUCCUGGAGAAGCUGGUAGAGGAUCAGGACAAGUAUCAGUUUGGCAAGACCAAGAUCUUCUUUCGAGCUGGCCAGGUGGCCUAUCUAGAGAAGCUGAGAGCAGACAAGCUCCGUGUCGCCUGUAUACGCAUCCAGAAGACCAUCCGCUGCUGGCUGGCUCGCAAGAAGUACCUCCGCAAGAAGAACGCCGCCAUCACCAUCCAGAGAUUCACCCGCGGAUACCAGGCCCGCUGCCUGGCCAAGUUCAUGCGCCGGACCCAGGCUGCAACAAUCAUCCAGAAGUUCCAGAGGAUGUACAUGGAGAGGAAACGCUACAGACAGAAGCAGGCCGCUGCCCUGGCCAUGCAGACCAUCCUCAGAGCCUACAUGGCCCGCCAGAAGUACCGCAGGUUACUGCGGGAGCACAAGGCCCUGUUGAUCCAGAAGCAUGUGCGUGGCUGGCUGGCCAGACAGUGGUACAAGCGUUCGCUGCGUGCCAUCGUGUACCUGCAGUGCUGCACCAGGAGGAUGAAGGCCAGGCGCCAGCUCAAGAAGCUCAAGAUCGAGGCGCGCUCCGUGGAGCACUUCAAGAAGCUCAACAUCGGCAUGGAGAACAAGAUCAUGCAGCUGCAGAGGAAGAUCGACGAGCAGAACAAAGAUAGCCGUGUGGUCAGCGAGAGGCUGAACAGUCUGGAGAGUUCCCACGCGGUGGAGAGCGAGCGCAUGCGUACCGAGUUGACCCGUCUGCGCGGCGCCGAGGAGGAGGCCAAGAACAACGCCAACCGCGUGAGCACCCUGCUGGAGGAGCUGGAGAGGCUGAAGAAGGAGCUGCACACCACCCAGAAGGAGAAGAAGACCAUCGAGGACUGGGCCCAGAAAUACAGGGACGAGAUGGAGAAGAUGGUAGCAGAGCUGAAGGAGCAGAACGGACUCCUGAAGAACGAGAAGAACGACUUGAACCGAAUGUUAAAGGAGCAGAGCCAGCAGAUGACAGAGAAAAUGACUCGCGCUCUAGCAGAGGAGACUCAGCAGUUGGAGAGCGAUCUGAACGAGGAACGCUCGCGCUACCAGAACCUUCUGACGGAACACCUACGCCUGGAAGAGAAAUACGACGACCUGAAAGAGGAGAUCACGCUCUCUGUGAAUGUCCCCAAGCCGGGCCACAGGAGAACAGAUUCCACACACAGCAGCAACGAAUCAGAGUGCACAUACAACUCCGAGUUCGCCGAAUCAGAAGAAAGCUCCCGCGCUACAGAGGAUGUGACCCGCGGCAUGGACACGUCUCUGACUCUGAAGCUGCAGAAGCGCGUGACAGAGUUGGAGCAGGAGAAACAGUCGCUUCGCAACGAGCUGGAAAACAAGGAGGACCAGUUCCAGCGGGCUAGAGCCAGGGAUGACGUGGAGCAUAAGAAGGCUCGCGGAGCAGAGCUGGAGUACGAGUCUCUUAAGCGCCAGGAGCUUGAGUCUGAGAACAAGAAGCUGAAGCACAACCUGGCAGAGAUGAGGCAGAGCCUUCUGGGCAAUGCAGGCGCAGGGACGGGGGCCCCGGGCUCCCCGGCCUACAAAGUGCUCCUGGACCAGCUGAACUCCUCCUGCGAGGAGCUGGACGUGCGCAAGGAGGAGGUGCUGAUCCUCCGCUCCCAGCUGGUCAGCCAGAAGGAGGCCAUGCAGCACAAGGAGACCAUGACAGACCCUGUACACCAUGUCGAGGAUGUUUCCAAGUUGAAGGACUCUGGUGAAAUCAAACAGGCUUACAUAGGCCUCAAGGACACCAACAGAUCACCCAGGUUCUUGCGUAUGCCGCUGGAAGCCAAUGAGCUCCUGAGUAAGCUCAGAUCCCCCACUCCAGACUUCCAUAGGCUGAAUGAGGACGGAGAGCUCUGGCUGGUUUAUGAAGGGUUAAAGGAGACCAACAGGUUGCUGGAGUCCCAGCUGCAGUCGCAGCGGCGUAGCUAUGACAACGAGGUGGAGGUGUUGCGCGGCGAGCUGCAGAGCGUGAAGGAGGAGAACAACCGGCAGCAGCAGCUCCUGGCCCAGAACCUCCAGCUGCCCCCGGAGGCCCGCAUCGAGGCCAGCCUCCAGCACGAGAUCACGCGCCUCACCAACGAGAACCUGGACGUGCUGAAGACAGACGACCCCACAGAGUAUCGCGAGGCCCGGGUCAUCAUUUUACGACGGAUGGUUGAUCUGAUGGAACAGCUGGAGAAGCAGGAUAAAACCAUCCGCAAACUCAAGAAACAGCUCAAGGUCUUCUCCAAGAAGAUUGGGGAGAUGGGCGCGGGUCAGAUCGAGGGCCAGGUGUCCCCAGGUCAGAUGGUGGACGAGCCGAUCCGCCCGGUGAACAUCCCUCGCAGGGAGAAGGACUUCCAGGGCAUGCUGGAGUACAAGAAGGAGGACGAGCUCAAACUGGUCAAGAACCUCAUACUGGAGCUCAAGCCCCGUGGUGUGGCCGUGAACCUGAUCCCGGGCCUGCCGGCCUACAUCCUGUUCAUGUGUCUGAGGCACGCCGACUACGUCAACGACGACCAGAAGGUCCGAACGCUGCUCACCUCCACCAUCAACAGCAUCAAGAAGAUCCUCAAGAAACGGGGGGAUGACUUCGAGACCGUCUCUUUCUGGUUGUCCAACACCUGCCGCUUUCUCCACUGUCUGAAACAGUACAGCGGGGAUGAUUCAUUUAUGAAGCACAACUCCUCGAAGCAGAACGAGCACUGUCUGUCCAACUUUGACCUGGCAGAGUACCGGCAGGUUCUUAGUGACCUGGCCAUCCAGAUCUACCAGCAGCUCAUCAAGUGCAUGGAGAACAUCCUCCAGCCCAUGAUCGUCUCUGGCAUGCUGGAACACGAGACCAUCCAGGGCGUGUCGGGGGUCAAGCCCACAGGCCUCCGCAAGCGCACGUCCAGCAUCGCGGACGAGGGCACCUACACCCUGGACUCCAUCCUGCGGCAGCUCAGCGCCUUCCACUCCAUCAUGUGCCAGCACGGCACUGACCCGGAGCUCAUCAAGCAGGUGGUCAAGCAGCAGUUCUACAUCAUAGGAGCCGUCACCCUCAACAACCUGCUGCUGCGCAAGGACAUGUGCUCCUGGAGCAAGGGCAUGCAGAUCAGGUACAACGUGAGCCAGCUGGAGGAGUGGCUGAGAGACAAGUCCCUGAUGGUGUGCGGCGCCAAGGAGACCCUGGAGCCUCUGAUCCAGGCGGCACAGCUGCUGCAGGUCAAGAAGAAGACAGACGAGGACGCCGAGGCCAUCUGCUCCAUGUGCCUCGCCCUCUCCACCGCCCAGAUUGUGAAGGUCCUGAACUUGUACACUCCGGUCAACGAGUUUGAGGAGAGGGUGUCGGUUACAUUCAUACGCACCAUACAGACUCGUUUGCGGGACCGCUGUGAGACGCCCCAGCUGUUGAUGGACACUAAGAUGAUCUACCCUGUCACCUUCCCCUUCAACCCUUCUUCUCUGGCGCUGGAGACCAUCCAGAUCCCCAGCUCUCUCAACCUCAGCUUCCUCACUCGCGUCUAGACCCGGGCACACACACACACACACAGUCACACCUGCGUUCAUGUUCAAACCUUCACUCACACACACACACACACACACACUCUGCCGUGAGUCCUAUUGUCACGCGCCGACGUGUCAUCUCCUAUCAUCUGCGUGUAAAAAGAGCCCACAGUCCUCAGAGAGAAUGCAGAAACUAUCCAACAUGUCCUGUACAGUACAUCCCCCAGUGGCCUCCUCCCCCACACACACACACCUCCCAGUUAUCCCACAUUCCCUUUCCUUUAGCCCAGACACCCUGGGCCUCGGCCUCUCCCCUCGGUUCUCGGUAGUUGUGAGUGUUCUAGCAGUCCGGUUCUCCAAUAGGAAUGUAACUCGCUGAAGUCAAGUCUCUGCCCAUAGGGUGAGCUUCAGUUCUCCUCUAUUGUCAUGUUCUCUUCUCUCACUCUGAACAAUCAAGCCAAGACAGAACCCCAUUGUCUGUACCAUACUACUUAUACAUAUAUAAAUACAUAUAAAUAUGAAUAUAUAUAUCACGCUAUUAUAUUUUAUUUAUUGCAUCUUUUCUUCCCCUCCUUUAAGGAAAACUGGAGUUUCUUUGCAGAAGACAUGGAUGUCUAAAAUGAGUGAAUAUGAGCUCAUAUUAGGGAUUUUAUUUUAACUGGCAAGUCAAGUAAGAACCUGUUCUUAUUUUCAAGAAGGCCUGGCAAGAGACAAAAAUCCUCUCAUGGGGACAGUGAUUGAGAAUUCAAAUGAAACAAAGGUAAUAACAUGAUAGACAGAACUAUAUAGACGCACCAAAUCACAACAACAAACAGACAAACCAGCACAUCACAACAAGAGUAAUCACAAUUGGGGAGACAGUUACAGCAACAAUACUGUUAUUGAAGUCAAAUUCAGUGGGACAGACAGGAUGUAUAGACAAUUAGACUAGUGCUGUUAUAUAAUAUUUCUGUCAAUACCAGAUGUAGGAUUAUUUCAUGAACGCUACCGUAGUUUUUUCAAAGUAGAUGUUUAUUUGUGAAUGUGUCGUGUUUUAACUCAAGUAGCUUUUUGUCAUGUAUAACCUGCCUCGCCAAGAGCUCCAAAUCUAGCACAGAUUAGCCCAGGUAGAACUGCUAGUCUUUUUAGCACAGAUUUAAUCGGCGGACUAGCUUCCAAGUGCAGGUAUAACCUAACUUCUAGCUUUUCAGGACUAGCCAGACAUGUCCUGCAAACCCUCCCCCCCCCCCCCAGUCAGUCACCUACUCCCUCCGAGAUCUCAUUCAAACUCUGCUGUCACACACUGAUAUACACAUACACACACACUCAGCCUACUGCUGUGUUAAACCUGCUGUAUCGUAGGGGUCUAACUGCACAGAGGCACACUGGAUACAUCCUGUUCUUUCCACAAUAUCCUCCCUGCUGAACUCUGGACAAGUUUACGAUAAGUGUGUAAUUAUUUAUUUCAGUAUUAAGAUUUUUUUGUGAAGUGGAGGAUACAAGUACUGCUGAUUCAUGUGUCACUGAGCAGCGCUGCCCUUGCUCCUGCCAGGCUGUAGAAUAUCACUUUCAUUUCUCCUCCAGAAGCGAAAUCCCAUCUUCUGGACCAAUGCCCUGGUCUAACUAUGCUCACCCCUGUACUAGCAGAGAGGUGGCAACAUUGGGCCCUUUUAUUAUCCCCGACCAUAAUACAGGAAAAAAUCGAAAACGAGAAUUUUUUAACUAGCAUGUAGUGCUGUCAUUCUCUUCCAUGCAUGGGCUCAGCUUUACUGCUACAUGGCUUAAUAGGGCUGUCAGCCAAAUGUGUGGGUUGUCGGCUGUGAACUGGAACAGUUUUUAAAGAUGCAUCAGUUUAGUAAGAUGUGAUAUUAAAUGUACAGGACGUUACCCAGUACCUUGGGUCUCCUGUAACAAAGUGCAAAAACCUGAUCGUCAAAUAUUUUGCGUUGAGUUGCCUCUUCGUUCCAUUGGCUUGCUCCUCCUGUGCCAUCAAAAUGAACCCUGGAAUCUUUUGGCCUACUACUUCAAA